GAUAGUCGGGGAACUCGACUAUAGCGUUCUCUCUUGUUUUCAUUUUUAUGUCAUACAACAAAACCCAACGGUUUUGGAGCAUGAUUUAUACUGCUGGAAAAAAAAUUAUUUUGGGGUCUAAUGAAUGUAUGAAUAGUUCCCAGUCCUCCUUUCAUGCUAUUACAUUAAAACAGAUGAGGUUUUCAUUUUACUUUUCUUUGGUCUAGUAAAAUUUUCUAAUAAAUUAUCAGCAAAAUAUAUUCAUGUAUUCAUUUAGCACUGCAAAAUAAAUGUAGCCUUUUUGUUUUAAGCAUACCAAAUUAAAAAGCACUUAUUAUACCAUUUUCCAAACUGUAUAAGGUAAUUUCAAAAUGAAUCUAUGAAUAAUUGUUAUAAUUAUUCAAGUAUUAAAUCAAGAUAAAAUGUUAUAAUGGAGUUUCUCGACUACUGGAUACCCGAUAGUCAGCUAGUGGCAGUGCAAGAUCGAAUUUCAAAUUUUGUUUAAAAAAUAAUACAAAAAUCAAAUAAUUUUGGAAAGAGGAUAUAAAAUGGUUGCCUCUUCAUAAAAAAUGAGCAAUGUACUCUACAUGCUUAUUUUUAACUUUUUAGCUUUUUCAAUGAUCCUGGUCAAGAAGAUACAUACUUCAUAGGGUCGGAAAGGCUUCUUUCUACCUGUUAAAUACGUUUCAUCAAAUUUAGUAUACCUCUUAACUCUGCGACUACAAAUUGCGGUAUACAAAUUGAGUCAUUGGCAAAAACAGUGGUUGAGACUUGUCUAGUAGUCGACAAGAUGGGCACCGUUUCAAACGUAUUAUAUUUAGUCCUAUAUUUCCGUAUUGCCCUCGAAAUUGGUUCUAUCAAUGCUUCCAGAUUUAAGUUUACCAACUUUAUUUGCGAUUCAGUGAAUGAAUCUUGGCUCUCCGUGCAUCAGUGUCGUUUAAAGGCAAUUCGAAGGGACACAACGACAUUGAGUUUUAAUGGAACUGUCCUAAAGACAGUCUCUAAGCUUCGAGUCCAUGCUCAAAUUUUCAAGCGGGCUAAUGGCUUUAAGCCGUGGCUUUACAACAUCACCUUUGAUGGUUGUCGAUUUUUGCGAAAACCCUAUGAAGCGCCAGUCGUACUUGUUUUUAAUCUGUUCAAAUCAUUUUCUAAUUUCAAUUUCACAUGUCCCUAUAUGGGUCCAGUACAUAUAAUGGGAUUCCAUCUUAUGGGAGAACAGAUUCCGGUGCCACUCCCAACUGGGGAAUACUUAAUACAGAUAAAGUGGUAUAUUGGUAAGGUACUUUUCCUAUCGACAGGCAUAUACUUUGCUUUUGAAGAGAACUUGUCAUCUUAUAAAUAGUCUUCCAAUAAAUUUUCAAUUUGUUAUCCAUGUAA
Drosophila yakuba is the source of this 1356-nucleotide messenger RNA. RefSeq lists its product as uncharacterized. The record is from RefSeq and is a predicted model, not a curated record. Lineage: Eukaryota; Metazoa; Arthropoda; Insecta; Diptera; Drosophilidae. The transcript has 3 exons. Bases 770 to 1321 code for a protein of 183 amino acids.